GGCUGCCGUGAGAAGGCAACACAGUCCCCUCUCGACAGCUGCGGCGUAGUUCAUAUCCCGGACCCAGCAGCCGUCAUCGCCGGCCCUACAGCUGCCAGGCGCUGCUUGCUCGUUACAGACUGCUGAUGGCGCUGCUCCUGGACUCGUGGAUCGCCGAGUUGGUCGUCGUCUUAUCGGCGGCCGUGCUCGCCCUCUACUUGUGGUUCUCCAGUGCCUAUAGUUACUGGAAGAGCAAGGGGGUGCCGUACGCCGAACCUACCGCCCCGUUUGGAAACUUCCGGAGAACCUUUCUAGGCCAGGAAACUGUCGGUGUGACACUGCUGAAGAUACACAACCAACUGCCAAGAGAGAGGUAUGUUGGGUUUUACGGAUUCCGUCGCCCACUUCUGCUUGUCCGUGACCCUGAGCUGAUUCGCCACAUCCUUGUCAAGGAUUUCGGGACAUUCCACGACAGAGGACUUUUCAUCGAUGACGAAGAACCUCUGAACAAACAUCUCUUUGCAUUGGGAGGAAAGAAGUGGCGCCAGCUGAGGAUCAAGUUAAGCCCUACGUUCACAUCCGGCAAACUGAAGGGCAUGUUCAAGACGAUCCAGGACUGCGGACGCGAGAUGGCCGACGUAGUGGGGAAGAUGGUGGACCACGGGGAGUCGGUGGAGGUUCGCGAGCUGAUUGCGCGCUUCACCACUGACGUCAUCUCCUCCGUCGCCUUCGGCCAAGAGUGCAACUGCCAGCGGAAUCCUGACCACGAGUUCCGACAGUGGGGACGCAAGAUCUUUGAGCCUUCUGCGCGUACGGCCAUCGGUUUCCUUCUGACCUUCCUCAGUCCAACGUUAAUGAACUACCUAAGGGUCAAAGGAGGAACGACAGACGUCAGCAGAUAUUUUCAGCAGAUGGUCGCAGACACUGUCGCUUACAGAGAGAAGAACAACUACAGCAGGAAAGAUUUCAUGGACCUCCUCAUUCAGCUCAAAAACAAGGGAUAUGUCGACCCUGACAAAGGAGAGACAAUGGAGAACGGGCAUCAGAAUGGUGUUGGCACUCCUGACAAACUGUCAAUGGAUGACUUGGCAGCACAGGCAUUUGUCUUCUUCAUUGCGGGGUUCGAGACAUCGUCAACGGCGACAAGCUUUACUCUGCACGAACUGGCACUCAACCCAGAUGUACAGAGCAAACUACGUGAUGAAAUUGACACUGUGCUGAAGGAAAACAAUGGUGAAAUUUCCUACGACACCAUCGGCAAAAUGACUUACCUCGACAAAGUGGUAUCUGAGUCUCUCAGGAAAUAUCCACCAGUACCAUUUCUGAACAGAGAAUGCAACCAAGACUACAAGAUUCCCGACAGUGAUGUCAUUCUGGAAAAAGGAACUCCAGUAGCGCUGUCUGUGCUGGGCCUACACUAUGAACCCAAAUAUUUCCCUGACCCUGAUCGUUUUGAUCCUGAGAGGUUCUCCGAAGAAGCCAAAGCUAGGCGACACCCCUAUGUCUACCUGCCUUUUGGAGAGGGACCACGCAUUUGCAUUGGUAUGAGGAUGGGCCUGCUGCAAACCAAAGUGGGUCUUGUGAACUUACUGUCAAAGUACAGUGUGCAGCCUACACAGAAGACAGUAGCAAAACUUGAUUUCCAUCCUAGGUCCUCAAUCCUCAUGACCAAAAGUGGAAUCCACAUUCAGUUCGUAAAGCGUUCCUAGGAGGACAACACUGAAGAACAAUAUCAUGUCAAAAUUCAUCCAUUUUAGUGUUGUUUAUAUAUGUAAGCACUAUGAUUCAUAGAUAGUCCUUACACAGUGGCUUUACUGUAUGGAAGACUAUUGUGCACAGUUGUGUUGCCCCCAAUCUUCAGUAUUGUACUUUUAACAGCACAUAUUAUGUUUAUGUACUUAAUAUAAAUAAACACAGUUUCUUUAUUUCAGUCAUAACUACUUAUUUAGUUAAAGAAAAAUAUUAUUGCAACUGUUCUUUGUAAGAUUCCAAAAAAGGGCAAUCACAACAGCCACUAUCAGGUGCUGCCAUUGAAUAGCAACUUUAAACAACUGUCUCCAGGUUGACUGUCCUAUCUGACAGAUACCGACAGCAGUGCUUUCUCUUUUGUUUUCUCGAUGUGAUUAAUUAAUGGUGUGCUUCUGGGUGUUCUGAUGAAUUUUUCUCUCUUUUUGCUUAAAAGCAUACCAAUCACCAGUUGCAAUGUUGAGGUGCUGCUAUGGUGCACAAACGGUACAUCAGUUGAACACAGCUCUAUGCUUUUGUAAAAGAACAUUUUGAUGUAAUUUUAUGAGAUAGAUAUUUACAGAAAUGAAAUUAUUUGAAUAAUGGAGCUAUUUGCUAAAAAAAACUAUGGUGACAAAGCAUGAAGUUAGUAGUUUGAUAGUUCCAAGAAUUAGUAAUGUUUCUGAUGUUCUCAAUACCAUUCAUGUACGACUGUCAUAUUAAUAAUAUUAAAAAUAUAUUGAUA
Molecule: messenger RNA, 2449 nt
Organism: Schistocerca serialis cubense
Lineage: Eukaryota; Metazoa; Arthropoda; Insecta; Orthoptera; Acrididae
Product: cytochrome P450 6k1-like
Exons: 8
Coding region: 126-1688 (520 amino acids)
Molecular function (GO): iron ion binding; heme binding; monooxygenase activity
Source: RefSeq, a predicted model, not a curated record